AUGUGUCCCCUUGGCUCCGACCUCGACAGCGUGCCGGCGGGCACGUCGGGCCAGGACGACAACAUUCUUAAAGAUAGCCGCAAGCUCUGCGUUCGCCACAAGCAGACGGCCAACCAGAACGUCAACGCCAAGCUGCAGAAGUCUCUCGACAAGCUUCCUGUCUCGGAGCGCGAGGAGAUUACACAUCUCUGGUCGACCUUCUCCGCCGCUGCGCACCCCAAGAGAAAGAUUAUUCUCGAGGGCAUCCUCACCAUGUGCUGCUUCUCUCAGCUCUCCCACCUCUCCGACUCGCUCAACAAGAUAAUCCGCAUCGACCCCUUCUCCCUCGUGCCACGAGAAGUCUCUCUCCGCAUUCUCGGCUACCUCGACGCCAUCUCCCUCGGGCGUGCCGCGCAGGUGUCGCGUUCGUGGAAGGCGCUCGCCGACGAUGACCUGCUUUGGCGCCGUAUGUGUGGGCAGCACAUUGACCGCAAGUGCGACAAGUGCGGAUGGGGUCUUCCACUACUCGAGCGGAAACGUCUCAAGGUUGAGCUCAAGGACCGCAGCCCCGCCGCGGCGAUGGGUAUUGCUGGCCACGGGUCGCACGGGCACGAUGGCAUUCAGCAGCUCAUGACGCGCUCCGAGGCGCUGGGUGUAGCCCAUAGUCACGCUCACGCCGACACCCGGUCAGUUGUGUGCGAAUCGGCAAUUCCCUCCACCAGCUCGUUAAAGCGUCCCGCCGAAUCGAGCUCGGCCGAGGCGCCCAGGCGAGAGAAGCGCGCACGCACCGACGGCCACGGCAGUGACUCGGAGAACGAAAUCGCGCUUCCUGCCGGCCACCUCUCCAGAGAGGUGCGCCUCACACGCCCUUGGAAGUCGGUGUACUGUGAGCGUCUUGUCGUCGAGCGCAACUGGCGCAAAGGCAGGUGUCAGCUCAAGACGCUCAAGGGCCACACCGACGGCGUCAUGUGUCUCCAGUACCACACCACCCUCACCAACCCGCACUACCCCGUUCUCAUCACUGGCUCGUACGACCGCACGGUCCGCAUCUGGAACCUCGACACGGGCGAGGUCGUGCGCGUCCUCCGUGGUCACACGCGAGUUGUGCGUGCUCUUCAGUUCGACCAGAUGGUUCUGUUCACUGGUUCCGCGGACGGCACCGUGCGCAUGUGGAACUGGCGCAAGGGCGAGUGCAUGCGCGUGUUCGAGGGCCACUCGGAUGGCGUGCUGUCCCUCAAUUACAACGGCUACCUGCUCGCUUCUGGCAGUAACGACCACACGAUCAUUGUGCGCAACUUCCGUUCGAGCACCCAGUUCACCCUGCGAGGCCACGAGAACGUCGUUAGCAGUGUUUUGAUCUGGGACGGCAAGACGUCGCCCGGCGACCUGGACCCUACGACGACGACCACCAUGUUUACGCAGGCACUCAAGCCGCGGACCCGGACGUCACCCGAGCCGCAGCCGGAGAUUGACGUCGGCACCAUGCUCUUCUCAGCAUCCGACGACUGCACCGUCAAGCUCUGGGACCUCACGACGCACGAGUGCGUCCGCACAUUCUCGGGCCACCGGGGCCAGAUUCAGAGCCUGCGUGUCCUCAUGAUCGACCAGCCAAAAGAGGACGACGAUGAGCGCGAUGAGCGCGAGGGCCGCCAAGUCACCCCGCCCGCGUCGGGCUGGGCUCCCGCGACCAUCAGUUCACCCGCCGCUGUGUCGGCCAUCGACAACUCGCCGGGUGACUUUGACGCGGCGGCCCACGCGCGUGCACGCGACGAGAUUGUUCCACGUGUCUACGUCCACGAGGAGGACCAUGACCGCAAGCGCCGCGAGCGCACGAGCGAGCAAGAGGAGCGCCGCGCGGUGCUCGCGACUGGCUCGCUCGACGGCACUAUCAAGCUGUGGGACGUCGACACGGGUCGCGAGCGCAACACGCUCUUCGGCCACAUUGAGGGCGUUUGGUCCAUCGACAUGGAUGCUCUGCGCCUCGCAUCCGCUUCGCACGACCGCACCGUCAAGGUGUGGGACCACCAGUCGGGCAACUGCGUGCAGACGCUCACGGGCCACCGCGGGGCGGUCACGAGCCUGCAGCUGUCGGACGACAUGAUUGUGUCUGGCUCGGAGGAGGGCGAAGUCAUGGUGUGGAACUUUGGCCGCCAGUCGCCACCUUCAGCUCCGGCGUCAGCCGCCCCACUCAACGGCGCUUGCGACGCCUAG
This is a messenger RNA of Cutaneotrichosporon cavernicola, 2190 nucleotides long. RefSeq lists its product as uncharacterized. Lineage: Eukaryota; Fungi; Basidiomycota; Tremellomycetes; Trichosporonales; Trichosporonaceae. The record is from RefSeq and is a predicted model, not a curated record. The coding region runs from base 1 to 2190 and encodes 729 amino acids. Gene Ontology annotation, molecular function: protein binding. The transcript is spliced from 3 exons.